UUGGUAACCUAGGGACAGCAAGCGCUUGCAAUUUGACCGACUGUUCCAUGCGUUAACUUAACUCGGUCUUACUUGCCCUCUCCCGUUGGAGAAAUCCUUUUGUUCUUCGCCUCUUCUUCCACUCCUCUUUUCUCCUCCUAAUCUCCCCCUCCCCCCCAUAAUUUAAGGCGUAAGGCCCACCCCGUCCGUGCUAUCAUAUCCACUUCCAACACCCCCUGUUCCGCUAGAAACGCGCGCGCUCCCAAAUAACACCCCUCCGAGCCUCAGCCUGUUGCGUUUCGCAUACUCCUUUUUUCCUUACUUCUCCCGCCAUACCUAUCUUCCAGUUGCCACAGCUCUCUCGUAUCCCGCUCUUCCCCAGCGCCGACGCCCACCGGAUCGACCGAGCACUCUUAUCACAGCCAUCAAAAUGUCAUCGGACUCGGAGCAAGAAUGGAAGCCCAGCGGUCGCCCUCAGUCGACCAUGGCACAGGCCUUUUCGACCGCGCUGGAUAGCGCCUUCUCUCUGGACACCGAUGUCAAUCAUCUCUCACAGACUAUCGACCAAAAGAAGCUGCAGAUGAUGAUCCAGACCCGCGAACUCGAACAACUUCAAGCCAAGAUCCGCGAAGCCGAAGAACGCCUCAAAGCUCGACAGUCGGUGAUUAUGGAGUCCAGAAACCCUGCAGCGCAAAGAGACGGUCGGUUCUACGGAGGCUCAGGAAACACAUCCGCGUCGUCAUCGCCCACCGAUUCAGCACAAUACUCCAGUGGCGAUGAACAGCUGCGACGCAGCCAAGGCCGCAGUUCGUAACGGCAUGGAGGC
Molecule: messenger RNA, 805 nt
Organism: Aspergillus uvarum CBS 121591
Lineage: Eukaryota; Fungi; Ascomycota; Eurotiomycetes; Eurotiales; Aspergillaceae
Exons: 4
Coding region: 410-793 (127 amino acids)
Source: RefSeq, a predicted model, not a curated record